Molecule: messenger RNA, 1195 nt
Organism: Callorhinchus milii (elephant shark)
Lineage: Eukaryota; Metazoa; Chordata; Chondrichthyes; Chimaeriformes; Callorhinchidae
Gene: iftap
Product: intraflagellar transport associated protein
Exons: 9
Coding region: 341-1012 (223 amino acids)
Biological process (GO): spermatogenesis; acrosome reaction
Cellular component (GO): cytosol; 9+0 non-motile cilium
Molecular function (GO): intraciliary transport particle A binding
Source: RefSeq, a predicted model, not a curated record
UUGCUAGGAGCCGGGAGCUGCGGGCAGGAGGAGGAGGAGGAGGAGGGAAGAAGGAGGAGCAAUGGAGGAGAGACGUGAGGGCCCGAAGCCACGACCGAAAAAAAGACCUGCACUGAAGUAUCAGACUGGAUUGCUAGCUCCUCUGACCCAAUGGAAGACUGACACAAGGCAUCUGGCUUGACUUAUCUGGAGUGCAGCAUUGACUAUUAUUUUCGGCAGGUUCAGCCUGUGUGCUACCCAUAGAUGAAGACCACAUGAAGCUUUGAAAGUGGUUUCACCUUUACAAGAGAACACAGAGCAAAAUCUGCUGUUGUCUGCUGUCCCGUUGGAAUCGGAAAGAAUGGAGCAGGAAAUAAUUCAAGAUACUUUGGAUAGAUUUUGCAGUAGCCACGAGCAAACGUAUGAUGAAUUUCUGGAAUCCUUUCUUUACUUGAAUGAAGGAAACCUGAAGCGACAGAAGGCAGUACCUCCAGAAAUUGGUGGUGAAGCAGAGGAUGAUGAUGACAGUCCACCCCAGAGAAAAGAGUCAGUAGAUUCUGUACUAAAUAUACAGAAGCUAAAUAUAUGCAAGCAUGUUGAAGAGUUCAUUAUUGAUGAAGGAUUGAAGGUUGGUAGCUUUCAAGAAGGGGACUUGUCACUCGCUGGAAGGAUUAAGGUAGACAAUUACAUGGAGUUUGAAGGUGAAGACUGUGAGGAGGAAGUCAUAAACCUCAGGGACACUGGACUGGAUCUGCUCCCAGGUGAGACAGAAGUGGAGAUCCCGAUAGACUACUCUCAUUCCAUAUGCAAAGACACAUCACUUGACUUCAGCACAAAACCAAAUAGUGAAGAAUUUAGUAAUGAAACAUGUGACCAGGUACAGACAGAUGAAGUCCAGCCUUUCUCUUUGGAUGAAGACUUUGAUUAUGACUGUGUCUCUCUCAAGCCAAAAUACACAGAAGCUGAACUUGAAACUAUUUGUACCUUGUCAAAUCAGCCAAGCAACAGUACUAAAUGCAACUCAAUAAACUAGGAGAUUCUGACCUGUAAACACAGCUGUAAGAAUAGUACAGGACUACAGGAGGACUUUUGUAUGAAGAGCAAAUUGGUGCUUGCAACACAAAUAUGAAAUUGAAAACACUUUAAUCCCAGUGAGAUUAUUCAGACACCUUUUAUAAUACUUUUGCAAUACAAUGGAUGUGUAUGUGUGCAUUAA